AUGGGGCUUGGGGACAUGUUGGUCCCCUUGCAUCUCUACCAACUACCAAUCGACCACGAGUGCCAUGACGACAGUUGGGUUGCUGCAUAUUCUGGUAAAUGGCAAGUGAAAGGUUAUGAGAAAUCUGCAGCUUGUUUGGAAUCAGAAUCUGGUAUUUCAUACAAAUCGGUGGAAUUUAAGUUGCUUGAAUCUUCAAUAAUUGGUGCUGAUUGGGAGGGUUGUAUUGAUAGCCUUUAUGGGAUCAAGAACAUGACGGAUGAACAAAGAGACACAGCUUUGUUUCUUGUUUCCCAACAGUGUUUGUUGGAGUGUUUGGGCCGAGGGGAUGAUUCUUUAGCUUUGUCCCUUUUGCGUAAACAAAUCUCCAAAUUGCAAGUGGGAAGAGAGAAAGUUCACAAGCUUGCUUUUAGUUUGUUUUCACUUGGGGAGCUUGGUUUAGAUAAAGUUCAUGAUGAUUGUGAUGUUUUUCAAGAACUGAGAAGGAAUCUAGUAAAUGAAUUGGAGAAAUUGCUUCCACCACCAAUCACUGUACCUGAUAGAAGAUUGGAACAUCUGGUUGAAAGGGUGGUUGGUUCCCAAAUUGAUUCAUGCAUCUACCACAAUUCUCUGGAUCCAGUAUCAAUCUAUAAGGAUCAUUCUUGUGGUAGGGAUCAGAUCCCUACAGAAACCAUUCAGAUUUUGUCCGACCACAAGAAUGAAGUUUGGUUUGUUCAGUUCUCUAACAAUGGGGAUUAUUUAGCAUCUUCAUCAAGUGAUUGUACAGCAAUUAUAUGGAAGGGAAGUUAACCUUCUUAACUAUGCACAACAGGGGAGUUGGGCACUUAGUCUCAUAGUGGCUUGAGUGUCUCCAACUGCCAUUUCAGAUACAAGAAGAUGGGAAGUUAGUUUUGAAACAUAGAUUAUCCAGUCAUCAAAACCCGGUUUCUUUUGUAAUCUGGAGCCCCGAUGACACAAUGGUGUUGACAUGUGGGAACUUAGAAGUCCUUAGGCUUUGGGAUGUGGAAACAGGUACAUGUAAGCACACAUUUGGUGAUAACAGCUUCCUUGUUAGCUCCUGUGCUUGGUUUCCAGACUCAAAGAGACUUGUGUGUGGGAGUUCAGACCCUAAAAAAGGCAUCUGCAUGUGGGAUUGUGAAGGCAAGGAGAUCAAAGCAUGGAGAGGAACACGGAUGCCAAAGGUGUUAGAUAUUGCUGUUACUCCAAAUGGUGAAUAUCUGAUUACUAUUUUUUCAGAUAAAGAUAUUCGGAUACUAAACGUGGCUACAAAUGCUGAAAGAGUUAUCUCUGAAGAACACCCGAUUACAUCUCUUUCGGUUUCUGGUGACAGCAAGUAUUUGAUUGUUAAUCUUAAUAGCCAAGAGAUUCAUAUGUGGGAUGUUGAAGGGUUAUGGGAAAAGCCUUUGAGAUAUAAGGGCCAUAGGCAACAUAAAUAUGUCAUUCGUUCUUGCUUUGGUGGGGUCAAUAGCACCUUUAUUGCCAGUGGCAGCGAAAAUUCACAGGUGUAUAUCUGGAAUCGAAGUGGUUGUGAUCCAAUUGAGGUGCUUUCUGGUCAUUCAAUGACUGUAAACUGUGUGAGCUGGAAUCCUAGGAGACAUCAAAUGCUAGCAUCAGCUAGUGAUGAUCAAACCAUUCGCAUAUGGGGACCAAAUCCCUCACAGAAGAUGCAUCUGAAGGGGCUCAUAUGAGAUAUAUGUAAUCAUAACUUGUAAUUAUUAUCAAGUCAGAACAUCUUUUUCCUCUCUGAAUGUGUUGUUGACUUAUUUUGGUUCUUGUGCUCUUCAUGUAAAGUAACCAUUUUUGCUACCUCUUUGUUUUUUUUUACUUGCUGUAUCUUCUAUACGUUUUGUAGUUAGACAUCGAUUUGGAAUUUCUGGUUUCUGUGUUCACAGAACCAAAACCCAUAUAUGAUUUUAGUUACUGUUAUACUAAUCUGAUGAAUAUGGAUUUUUGUUGAUAAA
Molecule: messenger RNA, 1958 nt
Organism: Lactuca saligna
Lineage: Eukaryota; Viridiplantae; Streptophyta; Magnoliopsida; Asterales; Asteraceae
Source: the annotation of a GenBank genome assembly